This is a messenger RNA of Glarea lozoyensis ATCC 20868, 759 nucleotides long. RefSeq lists its product as uncharacterized. NCBI's taxonomy places the organism in Eukaryota, Fungi, Ascomycota, Leotiomycetes, Helotiales, Helotiaceae. The transcript has 3 exons. Bases 1 to 759 code for a protein of 252 amino acids. The record is from RefSeq and is a predicted model, not a curated record.
AUGACAGGUUACACUGCAGAGGUUCUCCUUACUGUCGUCGCUGUCAUUGGGUUGAUAUUUUGCUUCGUGACGGGACCAUGGGUUUAUCGGCUUUGGACCACUCGCAGCUUGUAUCUCAAGGACUUCGAAAAGCUCUCUGCACAAGCAAGGAAACUUAACAACAAAACCACGGAAAUCAUUGAAGCUGUCGCGCGCGACAGCACAGCGGCAGAUUGCAUCCAACUCACCAACAAGGAACUAGUAAAUACAGCAGCCGAAUGGGAUAAUGGUAUCCGAACCGCGCUUGUAGCCUGGGAAGAUUUCAUUGAAAUGCAACGCUGCCGAAAUAAGGAACCUGUGGUGGAUAUAGAAAAACAGAAAAGGAAGAAUGCAAUUCAUCUAGCAAAGCAGAGGAGAAAGCAUGCAAAGUUCAUGAUAAAAUUCAUGAGAGCCAAGGUCCUCGAAGGCAUCAGCCAGAGGGAAGACCUCAAUGCGCAGCUGCAAAGAAUUCAUAUGGCAGUGAAAACACGUAGUAAUAGGUGGGAAGCCGAGCGCGCAAAUCAAUAUCUGAAAGAUGAUCUCGAGAUUCAGUUCGCAAAGAACGUCGUGCCCAGCGAUUCGUCGUCAGUGAGGUCGUCUUCGACAUACUGCUCCGCAGAAGAAACACCGUCUUUCAGCCCCGUUGACGUAAUCGAGCCAGUAGAACAGAGAAUGCAUCUAUCUUCCAACUCAUUUGGUGUUCAGCCGACGAUACAGGGCAAAGCCCAGGCCGGGAAAUGA